This is a messenger RNA of Antrostomus carolinensis (chuck-will's-widow), 5271 nucleotides long. It is a transcript of the gene BDP1, whose product is annotated as BDP1 general transcription factor IIIB subunit. The record is from RefSeq and is a predicted model, not a curated record. Gene Ontology annotation, biological process: RNA polymerase III preinitiation complex assembly. The transcript is spliced from 31 exons. NCBI's taxonomy places the organism in Eukaryota, Metazoa, Chordata, Aves, Caprimulgiformes, Caprimulgidae. Gene Ontology annotation, molecular function: TFIIIC-class transcription factor complex binding. Gene Ontology annotation, cellular component: transcription factor TFIIIB complex. The annotation marks the transcript as partial.
CGAUGACAAGGCUGAUAGCUCAAGUGUUGCUGGAGAAGCUAGUAAACCUGCAGAGAUGCCUACACAGAGAAGAAAACGGAUCUCCACCAUGCCCAAUCUUGCCAAACCCAGAGCUGGACCUUCAUCUGCUCAGCGUUCUGCAUCAAAACCGCAGAGGCGAGCCUCACAACCUCCUGAUGGCAGUGCUUCGCUUCAGAAGGAUUCCUCUCCAUCAGAAAAGAGUAAUGUUGAAAGCUCUUUAAAGUCUGCCAUGCUGCCUGAAAAGAAAACGCCUGUGCCACAAGUGCCACAGUUUUCACCACUAAAAAAAUCAGCGAACAAAGAGCAAACUGUAGGUGUAGCUGCUCAAAAAAAUGACGAUACCUUGCAGAAGAAUGUACCCUCCCCACUCAAGGAGAGACCAACACAGGAAAGAUCAGGAACACAGGAAGAAAAGCUGCCUAUGAAACUUGCUCCUGUAAAAGAGAAACGAACAUGUUCUGACCAUGAAAGGAUCCUCAAAGCUCGGAAGUUAAGAGAAAUGCUUAAAGAGGAACUGAAGAAAGAGCGGAUGUUGAAACAUAGGCCUCCAAUAAUUGAAGGACGUUCUCCUCCAGAUCGUUCUAAAAUGACUAUGAGAGACUUGAUAUACUAUCUGCCAGAAAACAAUCCUAUGAAGUCUUCACUGGCGGAAGAAAAGAGAACAGAAAAAAAUUCUGCACUGAGUCAAUUGAAAGAACAGGAAGAGAAAAAUACUCCUGAUCACGAAGAAGAAGGUGAGGAAGAAGAAGCAGAGAAUGGGGAGGAGAGUCAGGACGGUCCACUUCUCGUUCCUCGUGUGAAAGUAGCAGAAGAUGGUUCAAUUAUACUGGAUGAAGAAAGUUUAACUGUAGAAGUUCUAAGAACAAAAGGUCCAUGUGUUGUAGAAGAAAAUGAUCCCAUCUUUGAGCGUGGCUCUACAACUACAUAUUCCAGCUUCAGGAAAAGCUUUUACACAAAACCAUGGUCAAAUAAAGAAACAGACAUGUUCUUUUUAGCUAUCAGUAUGGUAGGAACAGACUUCUCCUUAAUUGGACGACUGUUUCCUCAUAGAGCCAGAGCAGAAAUUAAGAACAAGUUCAAACGUGAGGAAAAAGUUAAUGGAUGGAGGAUAGACAAAGCUUUCAGAGAAAAGCGUCCCUUUGAUUUUGAAUUCUUUGCCCAUCUGCUUGAGAAGGUCUUAGCAGAUGAGGGAAAGAAAAAGCAAAAGACUGUUAAAAACCAGAAGCCAAAGGAAAAGAAACCAUCAAGGCCUCGGAAGAAGCCAAAAGCAAAAGCUGCCAGCACAGAAGCUACUAAUGAUAAAGAUGAUCUUCAGGAGGCCAGAAUUUCUGAUGCAGAAGUAGAAGCAGAUGCUGUGACGGCUGAGAAAGAAAAUGAGGAAUCUUUGGACAUUUCUGAACAGGCAGAAGAACAGAUUGCAUUAGAGCCAGCAUUAGCAAAAAAGAAGCGAAAGAAGAGGAGAAAAGAUGAUCUUGAACAGGAAGUGGAGAAUCUUCCAGAAGAAAUGGCUAUCCCUUCAAAAAUUGCUGAAGAAGAGAAAUCCUUGAAGAAAAAAAAAAAACUGGUAUGUGAUGCAUACAAUGAUGGUCAUACUACCUGUAGAGAAGAACUGGAUAGUGUUAUUGAAGGAAAGCAAGGUGAGACUUCUGUUACAGAGGAAAAGAGAUCAGAGUCCUAUUUACCAGUGGAAGAUGUAAUGGAGAGAGAAAAUGAUGUCAAUUUAUGCAGCUUUGAAGAUAGCAAUGAUGUUCUAGUAGAAACAGAAUCUGCUAAACUGAGAACUGUAGAUAUUAGAGAUGAUAUAUCACAGGAAAGCAAGAUUUCAGAGUUACCAGUUUCAAAAAGUAGAAGCAGAGAAAGACAACUGGAAGAAACUAGAGAAACAAAGAACAAAGACACGCUUGACUUGCAUAGAUCAGAUGAAAAGCAGAGUGCAUCAGAAAGUGAUUCUCAGUCUGAAAUCAUGAAAACUGAAAAGACAUCAAGCAGAGGCCGCUUGCAAAGACCUAAACCAAAUUUAGUGAGAUCAUCUGGAAGGAGAGAAGCAGCAACCCAAGAAAAAAUGGAGGCUGAAAUUUCCUCUCCAGACCUUGUGAAUGCAAGUGAAAAGUGCUCUGAGGAAGACAGUAGAAGAAACAGAAACAAAGACACAGAAUUAGAGAAUACUGAUUUGGAUACUAAAUCUGAAGAACCUGAAAAAACUGUAAUUGCAAAGGCAAUAGUUAGAGGAAGUCGACAGAGAUUUAAGCCUAAUAUUACAAGAGCAUCUGUAAGGAAUGAAGAGCCUGAAAAAGAUGCAGGAAAUGAUAAAAUGUCCCAUCCACAGCCUAAGGAGGAAAUCAAAAAGAAUAUUAAUGAAAGUAAUAGAUCUGAUGCUACCAGUGAAGAAGCUGCAGAAAAAGAUGAUCAAGUCCUGGAAACAGUGUCUCAGUCUAAUGAAACAGCUGGUUUACAAGUAGACAGCAAACAGAGUGUGCUGAAACCAACACCUCUAAAGAGAGGCAGAGUGCAGAGACCAAAACCAAAUCUAGGAAGAACUGUAGCAAGGCAAAAAGACCUGAAAGAUGAAAAAGGUCCUGAAGAGGAGAAAACUGAAGGUGGAGAAGAAGGUGAUGUGGUGCACCAUAGGGAUGAAAACAGUGAUCCAUGCCUCAAAAAUGAUGUGACGGUUCAUGAAGAUACUCAGCCAUGCAAUGUGAUGUUAGAAGGGGUUGUUUCUACAGAUUCUGAGAUGAACUCAAUACAUACAAGGCAGUGUUCCCAAGAAAAAUCCUCAGAAGCAGGAAGCUAUGAAAGUGAAAAGGGAUUGUCAGAUGUCUUGAAACAGCUUUCAGAUUUCCAUACAGGGAAGUCUGGUCCUCAGAAGGAAGAGGAGAAAACUGUUGUAUCAUCAGCUCAGCUACUGAGGAGUCAAUUCCAGAGACCAAAGCCAAAUUUGAGAAUGACAAGUAGUAGAAAGGAAGUGCUGGGUGUAAAUGAUAAGGGUGUAUCACAGAAAGAUACCAACAAGGAAGAAAGUUUGACACAGUGUGACAGUGAAUGUAGCAUCCUUCCUGAUACAGAUAAAGCGGGAAAAUAUGAAGUCCCGCAACCAUUGGAAUCCUUAGGAAAGGAGAAGUCACUUGGCUCCCAGGAGGUUUCUGAGGGGCCUAGUCAUAAGCCCCCAAAGACAUUUUCAAGAUCAGAGGAUGAUGCAGUCAGGUUUUGUCUACCUGAAAUUAAACAAGAUGACACCUCAAGUACUAAUGCAGGCAAAAAUACCACUGAAGAAGAAGAUAAACAAAGACCUCUUCAACCUGUUCAGUUAGUGAGGAGCAGAUUCCAGAGGUACAAGCCAAACUUGGGAAGAGCUGUAGGAAAGAAGGAAUUACAAAUAUCAGAAAAUGAGAGAGAUAAGAAGCCUGAAGCAGAGCAGUUGGUGUUGCAGAAAGAUGAGUUUGCCAAUACAGUCAUCAGUGAAAAUGAAGCCGUAUUGUGUCAAGCAGAUGUGUUGAGUAAAGAGGAACAGGAACAGCAAGAGAUGCCUCAGGUGCCUUGUAUUUCUGAAAACAUAUUGUGUGAACAAAGCAGUGCUGAAAAAUCCACUUCACAAGAAGACACGCUAGGUGCUCUGAAACCAGGACAAUUCAUAAGGAAUGUAUCUCUGAGAACUAGACCAAACCUAGAAAGAGCAUAUAGUGAAAAAGAAUCUCCAUUGGCACAAGAACUUGCUGCUCCAGUUGAGGAAGAAGCAAAUAAAGGAGAGAAUCUGCCCGUGGCAGAAGAAUCUGAGGAACUUCUUCCCUCAAAAGAUGACAUGGAAGUACUGUUGUCUGUGCGGAAUUUGUCCAGGAAUUACAAUCUAGACCUAAAUCCAAAAAGUAUGAAGUUGGAAACACUGUGUUCCUCUAAAAAAUUACCUAGCUGCCACAGCAAGGGAGAACGAGAAGAAAGUCUGUCAACAAAUGCUAUAGGAAUCAUUCAGGAUACCACAGAAAGGUCCAAUGAUAAAUUAAGUUCUGGAGAAGAAAGUAAACAGAGUGGUACAAAACCUUUGCAUCAAGCAAGGGAACCCCACUGGAACUCAAGGCUAAACCUAAUGAAAGUUAGUAGAAAAAGAGAUUGCUCUGAAGAAGGUGAAAACAGAGAAGAGGACAAUGCUGAGAAUAGAAAUGCAGAAGAGUAUCUGGUCUUAGAAAAAACAGGUGUAUCAACGCAGAAGUCUAGUGACAUAGUAGAAGCGGCAUCCUUCUCGGAAGCUACAAGGAAACACAAAUUUACAGACUCUGUUGAAGAAACAUAUUGUAAAAGAAUCAGGCAGGAGGAUAAUAGACUUCAGUCUCCAGAGGUAUCAUCAGAGAGUGAGAGUCAAGUAGAACAAGAAGAUGGUUCUUGGCUUUCUACCUCUCAAGAAAAAAAAUUAGACAAUCUCCCAAGAAGGCAGUCCAGAAGGUCAGCGAAACGGAUAGUGCUGCCAAAACAUGUCUCGGAGCUAAGAACUGCUGCUUUUGCCUCUGAGGCUGAUUGCAGUGAGAAGAACAAUCAAAGGCAAGAAGCUAAACUGAAUGUUACUAGGGGCAAAAGUUUGAAAACUACACAUAGAAAGAAAUCUGGGAAGGAGCACAGAAGUUCAAAGGUAACCUUGGUGACCCUCCGGGCUGCUCAAGAGGAGGAGGAGGAGGAGGCAGAUGACUUUGAGGCUGAGGAUGAAGAUGAAUGCUUUGCACCAGAGGAAGUAAACAAAGCUCCAGUGUUUGUGCCUAUAGGUCUUCGAUCUCCAAAACCUGUUCCUGUUCAGAUAGAGGAAACCAUAGAGGAGCUGGAAAUACCUGUGAAUAUGCCAGAUGUGCAGAUGUCUACUGAUGCUGAAAGUUCCUCUCAUGCAUCUUUCCAGCCAGUGGUACAGAGGGAGGAAAAAGAAACAACCAUACAUGAAAAUGCAGAGGUGAACAAAGGAAUUAAUGAUGGAAGCACUGAAGCUGCCAUGACUUUACUUGCAAUGGGUGAUCAAAUGUUCCAGUUAAAAACAAGCAAUGAAGAAUGGACACACAUGUUACCCACUCAAGAUGAGUUGGACAUGGCCAAUAGCCUUGUAAUGCACGCCUACUCCAAACAAAACAGAAAUCCUAGUCAGUAUUUACUUUCUUCAGAUACUUCUACCAAGGAAUUGGUUCCUUCUGAGGAUGGAAGCAGCAUUAAUGUAGAGGAUCAAAGCACUGGCACAAGAAUGGAUGUUGAAGAAUAUUUUGAGAAAAAUGCUACAGAUACCAG